This is a messenger RNA of Zasmidium cellare ATCC 36951, 1890 nucleotides long. RefSeq lists its product as uncharacterized. The coding region runs from base 1 to 1890 and encodes 629 amino acids. NCBI's taxonomy places the organism in Eukaryota, Fungi, Ascomycota, Dothideomycetes, Mycosphaerellales, Mycosphaerellaceae. The transcript is spliced from 5 exons. Gene Ontology annotation, biological process: regulation of DNA-templated transcription. Gene Ontology annotation, molecular function: zinc ion binding; DNA-binding transcription factor activity, RNA polymerase II-specific. The record is from RefSeq and is a predicted model, not a curated record.
AUGGUGUACCGGGGCAAGCCUUCCGCUGGCUGCGAGCAGUGCCGAAAGGCCAAGAAGCGCUGUGACUUGGGCCAGCCUGCAUGCUCGCGGUGUGCCAAGUUGAAGAAGCAGUGUACUGGUUAUAGAGACGUCUCCGAACUGCAGAUCCAGGACGAAAGCGAAUCGACCAAGCUCAAGGCGAAUCGACAAAAGGCUCGAAACUUGGCUCCGCCGACCACAACAAACAAUGGCAUUCCCACACCAGCAACAAACGCCCCAACCCCAAACAGCGACUCUUCCUCUUCUAGUGACGACAUAAUAGACCUACCGCCGCACGAAACUUAUCUCAUGUUUGGCUUCGCUGAAGCACCUGUUGAUGAGGACGUCCAAAACUUUGAGUCCCUCUAUGGACUUGAGCAGGUUGGAGUACCGAGCACCCUCAGGCCCAACGUGGACGAACUCGCGACUACCUACUUCUUCAAUCAAUUCACAUCCCAGAAUGGACACUGGACAUGGCUACGGGAUCAAGCAAGACUUUCCAACAUGGACCCUGUCCUGGAGUUGGCCAUACGUGCGUGUGGUAUUGCAUCAUUCGACAACGUGCAACACAUCAUACAAGGUCGCGAAUACUCACGGAAAUUGUAUGGAGAGGCUCUAGGUCUUCUGAACUCGGCAUUACGGGACCCAAAACGAAGCAAGACGGACGAUAGUCUUGUUGCCGUGGCCAUGUUGGGAUACUAUGAGAACCUCACUUGUGACAGCCGAGACUCAAUACUGUCGUGGAAAGCACACAUCAAAGGAUCGACCCAGCUGCUCAAAUUAAGAGGAAAGAAUCAAUUCAAGACGCAGACAGGAAGGAUGCUCUUUCGCGAGACUCGUUCCCAGAUUCUCAUCAACUGCAUAUGGGAAGAUGAAAGCCCGCCAGAUUUCUUGUACGAAUGGGAGCAGGAACUCGAAGAACUGAGCCCAAACCGCCAACAAGUCGCACCCUUAGAUAAACUGACCAUCAUAUGCUGGGACUUCUCCGCUCUGCGGUCCAAGGUGCGGUACAACAAAACAUCCGACGCCCAUGCGUUGGAUGAGGCCGCACAGAUCGAAAUGCGCAUGAUCGAAUGGUCUAUUGAAACCAUGGCCAAGCCAGCCUGGCAAUACCACGACCUCGAAGUUGAAGAAUCCCCUCACGUCUGGAACGGCGUCGUACACUCUUACACCGUUCACCCGGCCGCCGGUACCUGGAACACCUACCGCAGCAUGCGAAUCAUGCUCACCCGGACGCAAGAAUAUCUCUACCGUCGCAUCCACCCUAGCCCCGAGAACGACUCUGGCCAAUUCAAGUACUUCCGCAGCAUACGCCGCCAGAUGGCUGACGAGAUCUGCCUCGCCAUCCCCACGCAACUUGGCCACGCCUCCCCGGCUUACAACUCCCCAUGUAUCCUCAUCACAGCGUACAUGUCCAUCUGGCCACUCUUCUUCGCGGGGACUUGCGCGCUCGAACGCAUCGGCACCAAUGCCUGGAAGGAAGCAAUGAGCGGCGACCUCCUCCCCACGACCUCCGCUGCCGCCAGCCAAGCCUCCUGGGUCAUCGGUCGAAUGCAAUACAUUUCCCAACACGUGGGCAUCCACUGGGCAGACGGGGUAGCAGCAACUUUGCGCGGCGAGUUCGUCAAUGCCGAGGAGAUGGGACAACCUGAUUACUUGGAUGACAUGAAUUUGAAGACGUACUGGCGGGACCGACUUGCCCAUGCAGGUCCGAAAACGCCGGCAUGGUUGAAGAAGAUUGAAGCCUCUGGGAGGGGCCCGAGGAUCUUAAAUGAGCGAGAAAAUGCGUUGAGUGAUGCUACACAUCAGCCUAGAUCGGAGUUUGGGCCCAUCUGGAUUGGAGGCAGUAGGAAUGGGGAGUUGUACUUGUAG